Messenger RNA from Suillus discolor, 2299 nucleotides. RefSeq names its product homeodomain protein 1. The record is from RefSeq and is a predicted model, not a curated record. Gene Ontology annotation, molecular function: DNA binding. Bases 82 to 2064 code for a protein of 660 amino acids. Lineage: Eukaryota; Fungi; Basidiomycota; Agaricomycetes; Boletales; Suillaceae. The transcript is spliced from 4 exons. Gene Ontology annotation, biological process: regulation of DNA-templated transcription.
AAUACAUAUAAUAUAGACGUCGCUCAAGACUCUUAAGCACUAUCUUCGAAAUCUCAUCUCUUCAAAUCCAAACUCUACAGGAUGGACAAAGAUAUACGGCAACGUUUUCAACAAGUAGAGAACGACCUAAUUGAUUCGAUCCCGCGCGGCGAUGACUCCCUAAUGUCAUUCAAGUCAUCUUGGAAUUCUCUGUACGCAGAUUAUUCCAGUUGUGUAUCGGCAGGAGAACUAUCCGAUGACACUAUAUUUAUUGCAAAAUCGGUAGCUUCGAGGGUCGCUAUCAUUGCGAACUGUUUCUUUGACUUGCACAAAACACACAACAAAUUACGGCACCAACUUCUUGAUGGUAUGGAGAACGUUUUAGAUGGCCUCAGCCGUGUCAAUAUAUCAUCUCCAUCAAUGUCCACAGCACAAAAUGCACCCUCCUCAGAAUCUUCGCUACCCCCGUUCAUCGAACCAGCAUACAAAUGGCUGCUUGCUAAUAUUCACAACCCUUACCCGUCUUCUGAUACGAAAGCAACUAUUGCCAGCAGCUCUGGAUGUUCCAUGAGCUCCGUUGCUGCCUGGUUCACCAGUGCUCGCCGUCGCAUCGGCUGGACGACUAUUUGCCGCAAAUACUUUAAUAACUGCCGAGCUGACACUAUUGAUGCUGCUUCUUGUGCUCUGGUCAAAGAAGACCCUUCCCGUGUACUUGCACCUGUCAUCUCCCAUGACUUUCAGCAGAUGAAAGCUGCUACACACGAUCUUUAUGCCUCUACUUUCACCAAAAGCGCGCUUGCAGGUGACCUUGAUGCAGUGGUCAAGGAUAUGACAGAGGAAGACAGAUUGUCAUUGGAACAGGAAAAGAAGGAGCGCACACAAGAGGAAAAGAAACGACGUGAGGAAGAGAAGGAGAUGCGGAGAAUUCAAAGGGCGCUUGAUAGGCAGGCCCAGAAGGCGCGCACAGCUUUCGCUUCGUAUCCAUCUCCCGGGCACUCGCGCUCUCCAUCUCCCAUUCCCACUCUCGAGGAGUUGCGGACAGAUGAGAGUGAAGACGAAGAUGAUUUCAUUCCACCCGUUCUCGCUGGUCGGAAGCGGCGUGUCUCUGUAUCGUCCGAAUCUACUGAUCAUACGCAAUCUUCAUGUGCCGAUCGUCCGAUGAAACGCCUUCGGUCUAAUGCGAAGGUUUUGACCCCCUUUGCGGAUGCUUCCGCCUUGCCAUCCCCCCCAUCAAGUAGUGGUGGAUUGGAUGGUAAUGACGAGGUCCAAAUUAUUGCCCCUCAGUCAUCCUCAGGGUCUUCACGAAAGCGACGGCUAUCAGACGCUGAUGCUCACGCUGUGCCCAAGCGUCCGAGAGACCUCCAUGUUGGACCACGCAUUCAUGCCGUGUCUGACCCUCUUCCCAAAGCAUCCAUUGCACUCGAGUCAAACAUCAACGACUGGUUCCAGACGAAUUUCUUUGAGAUUCCUGGCCCAGUCGAGAACGUCGGUUUCGACCAGUUUGCCCCUGUUGACAUUAAAAUCUUCAACGGAUACACGUUCCCUGACACACAAAUAAAUUCCAUUGAACAACCCUUUCAACUAAAAUACACCCAGCCUGCCUUGGUAGACUUUACACCAAAAUUGGCCAAUUUGGAAGUUCACUCCCACGUUUCCGCUCCUACACCUGAUCUAGGUGAUCUCGACAAUUUCCAUUUUUUCAACGCGAUAUCUGCAAUCCCUCCCAAUUAUUCUGGCGAGGUAGUUCAAGCAUCUACGGCAAUCGACACCACCUUCCAGCCACCAGUAGACCUUGUCAAUCAUAUACCUUCGGACCCUUUCAGCUGGACGGAUCUCUUGAACUCUGAGCAACCCUUCCUGUCCGACAUUCACCAAUUCUCGCUGCCAUCGUCUUUCGAUGACUUCUCACAACUAUUACCAGAGAUCGAUCUCUCCGCGCUUCAGCUACCCCCGUCGUCAUAUGCUCCUCCACAACCUCGGCCUCCCUCACCUGCUGAUGGUGCUCGUCUGGCAAAGCUAGAGCAACUCCAGCUUCUAAGGGAACAAACGCGUAUACUGGAGCAGGAUCUAGCAGUGUCUGUAUGAUCAUCGAAAUACUCGCUUCGCUUAUGCUGUCCGUAUAGGUUAUGCGGCAUAUCAAGAUAUAUGUAACAUUAUUCAUAUCGUAUCUCUGCUCAUCAUCGUGCACAUUGCAUAAUAUACCCUGCAUCAUGCAUCGUACGACGCUUAUUCCGCAUCUAUCUUGUUACUCACUUGUUACAUUUUAUUUCCCAUCGAUUUACAAUCGCUCUGAAUGUACCGGAAUCAAACAAAAGAAACC